AUGGUGCUCACCGCGUUGUCGAUUGAUCGCUAUAUUGCGGUUUGCAAGCCAACCCUAGUCUGGAUGCGCCAGACGCAAUUUGCCCUGUUCGUCGUGCUGGUGUGCGUCUUGCUGUCGAUGACGUUCAUCGUUCCCAUCGGGGUUCAUGCUAAGAUCGAAACGAUGCCGUUGACACCAGUGGUGCUAGUUGAUAAAUGCACACUCCGGAUACGCGGGUAUUUCGACUUGGCGCAGGCGAUGGCUUGUUUCGUGCUCCCACUGAUGCUCAUCUGCUCCGUUUACACGGCCAUUUUAAACAAGCUGUACCGUCACACCAGAAUCUCCUCGGUCGGCCGAAAGACCUCCAUCUCGCUGUCAAGAGUCGUCAAAUGUUCGGUGAUGGUGGUCGCCUUCUACUUCAUCUGCUGGACGCCUUACUUUACCAUGCAGCUGCACCACUCGCUCGCUGGAGACCUAAUGGACGACCACGAGACUGAUGACAACUCAACGUCAUCCUACAGCCCGCCCCAGAACCACACCCAAACGAAUCGCAUCGGCGACGAUCCCCAUCAUACGAAAUCCCCACUAAACAUCAGUGCCGCAGUGACAACUUCGGCAUUUGAACGUGAAGAAAUGCCAUCAGUACCGAUCUUCCUUUUCUACAUGCUGCACGCGCUACCGUACACCCAGAGCGCGUUCAAUUGGCUGUUUUAUGCGUUUUUGAACAGGAACCUUCGGAAUUCUGGCCGUACUGCCAAUGGCGUCAGAAGUACAGCGAGCACAUUAAUAGCAGAUGGUAACAGCAAUGGCAGUGCGAAUGGAGCGCCGCUAUGGAAGAACAUCCAACAGAUGGGCAGCCACCUAAAAGCCGCAGGGCUUGACACUGGAAAUUUGCUGCUGAAGAAUUCGCCCUUCAGGACGAGGGUCAAGCGACCGUUUAGGAGCGCCACCUACCUCGAGAAGCCGACCACUCUACUCGGAUCCCACAUUUUAACGGCGAUGAAACAUCGUCUGAUCCUCGGCCUGCUAUUUGGGCUACUGUCGUCGGCCGGCGCGUUGUCAGGCGGCGGCUCCCACGACCCAGAUGUCCCCCGACUCAAGGCAAGCCUGAAAGCCAAGAUCGAAAAAGCGCUCCAGAGAGCCGCUCACCACCUCGAUCAGGCCGUCGACGAGGUCGAGACCCCGAUCGAUGCCUCCCUCCUCGAGUCCGAGACCCUCCGCCUCGUCAAGGAUUUUGAGAACGAGGUCGACAAGUUCAGCGACUCGGACUCGGAGGAGCAAGAGCAUCCGGAACCCCGACGAAAGCUGAAGACUGAUGAGACCGAUGCGCUGACGGAAGUGCCGUUUGUGAUCCAACCAACUGACGCGGACCCGGUUUUGAAUGAUGAGAGUCCAUUGGUGACCCCAACGGUUGAAUAUGAGGAGAAGAGGUUCGACAUGGAUUUGACAAGAAAGCCCAAGGUCCCGAUUGUCGUGGACGAGGCGGCGACUAAGGUUCCAGAGUCUUCGUCGGCACCUACAGUGGCAACAAGUGGUGGCAUCUCAACAGCAGUACCGACCGUUGCGGAAGUGGUUUCAUCACCCGCACCUGCAUUUGAGGUAACCCAAGGAGAGGCCUCCACAGCUAUGCCGACAGUUCCACUAACAGCGGCCCCUACAAUCGCUACAACAGCAGCGCCAAUAGUGUUUGAGAACAUAGCCAGCGGGGUCGUCGUCACCUACGUCCCAACUGCCGUGCCAGCCCAGUUGAGCCGUCUUGGACCGUUGCCAUCACGCAAGGGCCGUAUGAGGGUACGCGCGGCU
Molecule: messenger RNA, 1782 nt
Organism: Mesorhabditis spiculigera
Lineage: Eukaryota; Metazoa; Nematoda; Chromadorea; Rhabditida; Rhabditidae
Source: the annotation of a GenBank genome assembly